GCGGCGCAGGAGGCAGCGCGGGACGUGCAAGGGCAAGUUCCCCGAGCGGCCUCCCUGCGCGCAGACGGAGCCGGGGCGAGCCAGCGAGCUGCGGGCCGCGAAGCCGGGCGCACGGGGCCGAGGCUGCGGCGGGCGCGGGGUGACCAGCGCGCGUCCUCGGGGCGGCGGGGCGCGCGCACCGGCGGUCGGGGCGCAGGGGGCGCGCGCGCGGCCGGCCGGCGUUCCCGGUCCCCGGCGGCGCUCCCGGCUCCCGGGCCCGGGCCCAUGACGGCGGCGGCGGCCGUGCUGAAGGAGGGCGUGCUGGAGAAGCGCAGCGGCGGCCUCCUGCAGCUCUGGAAGCGCAAGCGCUGCGUGCUCACCGAGCGCGGGCUGCAGCUCUUCGAGGCCAAGGGCGCGGGCGGCCGGCCCAAGGAGCUCAGCUUCGCGCGCAUCAAGGCGGUGGAGUGCGUGGAGAGCACGGGGCGCCACAUCUACUUCACGCUGGUGACCGAGGGCGGCGGCGAGAUCGACUUCCGCUGCCCCCUGGAGGACCCCGGCUGGAACGCGCAGAUCACCCUGGGCCUGGUCAAGUUCAAGAACCAGCAGGCCAUCCAGACGGUGCGCGCCCGGCAGAGCCUGGGCGCCGGGACCCUCGUGUCCUAAACCGCCGGGCGUGCGCGCUGUGGUGCCUCCCCACCUCCCACCGACUCGGGGCCGCCGGAGUCACAUGGGCGUCCGGGCCCCUUGGGUGCGCGGGCCAGGCCGCGUCACGGUCACGGUCACGUGCAGGAGGCAUUGGAGCUGAAGGGUCAGGUGGCCGGCCCGGGAGGAGGGCAGAGGCCACGCGGGGCUGAGGAUGAAGAUUCAGCCCCUGGACACUGGGACUCUCAGGACGUCCCCGGCGCGGAGCCUGCUGGCCACGGGCCCGACUCAUGGAUCGCGGGGCCCCGCCAUCUGUCCGGCAGACGGCUGUCCGCCCCGGCUCGGUGCCCGCCCGGAGGAGGAGGGCAGUGCCCCACGGGGCGCCGAGCCUCAGGACACAGGGGCCGGCCUGACCCCCAGCGGGCACCACCUCUGGACUGACCUUGGUGGGGGGAGCCGCUGGGUCUGCCGCCCGCGCGCGGGGGGGUGGGGGGGUCUCCUGCUGCUUAUGUCCCUCUGGGACCCCCACCCCUCCAGGCCCCCUCUUCGCAUACGUCUCCCCCACCUCCUGUCCUUCUACCCCGCCCUGCGGUGCUAGGCCUGGAGGGGCUGGGGGGUGGGGCGGGGGGUGGCCCUUACCAUUUCAUGCCUGUCCGUCCCUGAAUGAAGGCGCCCUGCCCGGGGCAGUGCCCA
Messenger RNA from Myotis daubentonii (Daubenton's bat), 1314 nucleotides. RefSeq names its product pleckstrin homology like domain family A member 3 (gene PHLDA3). Gene Ontology annotation, molecular function: phosphatidylinositol phosphate binding. Gene Ontology annotation, biological process: positive regulation of apoptotic process; intrinsic apoptotic signaling pathway in response to DNA damage by p53 class mediator; negative regulation of phosphatidylinositol 3-kinase/protein kinase B signal transduction. Lineage: Eukaryota; Metazoa; Chordata; Mammalia; Chiroptera; Vespertilionidae. Gene Ontology annotation, cellular component: plasma membrane. The record is from RefSeq and is a predicted model, not a curated record.